AAAGACAAAAUGAAUUAAGCGUGAGGGAUCUUGUGUUCCCAGAUUUAGCGUCCUUCCAGAGUCCCCUCUCUCAAUCCAUCCCAUGCAUUUAUUGAUAAUAUCAAUCUCUAGAUUUUCACAAUCUCUUUCUCUCUGUAGGGUUGAAGGCCGUAAAAGGGAUUGGGAAUCGACGAUGCAGAGGAUCCAGACAAUCUUCCAUGGAGUUUUGAGUUUGAUUUCAUGUAAUCCUCGUUAUAUUAUUGCAUGAAGUGCAACAACCAACAGUAAAGAGAGAGAGAGAGAGGCAUCAGAAUUUUUUUAAUAUGGAUUUACCAGUUUUAGGGUUUUCGAUCUUGCUGGGUAUCAUCGUCAUGGGAUGGUGGUUUUCUUGGAAAUGGAUCACCAACAAGAAGAAGAACAAUUUGGAGAUGGAGAAGAAGGAUGUUGGUGGAAGUAGGGUUCCUAAAGGGAGUUUAGGGUGGCCUUUUAUUGGAGAAACUCUUGAUUUCAUCAUCUCUGGUUAUUCUUCUCGACCCGUAAGCUUCAUGGAGAAACGCAAAUCUCUAUACGGGAAAGUGUUCAAAUCUCAUCUAUUGGGACGACCAAUCAUAGUUUCUACCGAUCCAUACGUUAACAAAGUGGUUUUACAGAACAAUGGAAGCACCUUUGUUCCUUACUACCCCAAAUCUGUGUCUGAAUUAAUGGGUAAAGAUUCUAUACUGAAAAUGAGUGGUAGCAUGCACAAGAGAGUUCAUGGGCUGCUCGGUAGCUUCUUGAAAUCUCCUCAAUUCAAAUCCCGUAUAACUCGAGUGAUUGAGAAAUCUGUUCUUCUGUCCAUGGAGAACUGGAAGGACAGCAAUGAUCCUAUCUACAUCCAAGAAGAAACCAAAAAGAUUACGUUUGAAGUGCUGGUUAUGGUGUUGAUGGGUAUCGGUCCUAGUGAAGAAUUAGAGUUUCUGAGGAGAGAAUUUAGAGAGUUCAUCAAAGGGUUGAUUUGUUUGCCUAUUAAGCUACCAGGAACUACGUUCUACAAGUCAUUGAAGGCCAAGGAUAGGAUGGUGAAGAUGGUGAGAAGGAUAGUUGAGGAGAAGAAAUCCAAUAUGGGGAGAACUACUAGGACGACUACUACUAUGUCUGAAAGUGAAAGAGAUGAUCAGAGAGGACGACGACCUAUUCUGGACGUAGUAGAUAUGUUUCUGUGUGAAGCGGUUGAAUCAAACGAGAUGCAGCAGCAGCAACAACAGCCGGUGGAUGUGAUAAGUGAGAGAAUGAUAGAGUUGAUGAUACCAGGAGAGGACUCCGUGCCUACGCUAAUGACCUUUGCGGUCAAAUAUCUCAGCGACUGCCCUCUCGCUCUCAAGCAAUUAACGGAGGAAAACAUGGAGCUCAAGAGACAAAAGGAUAGUACAGGCAAGGAAUAUGAUUGGACGGAUUACAUGUCACUGCCAUUCACUCAAGAUGUGAUCAAUGAAACUCUCAGAAUGGCAAACAUCAUCAAUGCGGUUUGGAGAAAAGCUCUCAAAGAUGUAGACAUCAAUGGAUAUUUGAUUCCCAGGGGAUGGUGCGUCUUGGCAUCCUUUACUUCUAUUCACUUCGAUGACGAAAAUUAUGAGAAUUCUUGUCAAUUUGAUCCGUGGAGAUGGCAGAAAAAGGAAGGAAUCCUUAGCAGUAGUAACUUUUUCACACCGUUUGGUGGCGGGCAGAGACUCUGCCCUGGUUUCGAGUUCUCAAGGUUGGAAGUCUCCAUUUUCCUUCAUCAUCUUGUCACUCGUUACAGAUGGGUGGCCGAGGAAGAUUACAGCAUCAGCUUCCCGACGGUCAAGAUGAAGAAGAAACUCCCAAUAACAGUGACACCCAUUUCUUCUUAAAGUUCGGGAAAAAUAUAGCUUUAGCAAUUGAGCCCAUCAAGUAGUAUCUUCCAGAUCCUGACUCCUGAGAACGAUAGAUUUCACCAGUGUCUUUAUCUAUUUGCCAAAGUAUCUGAUAGCUCCUAAUAGAUAUCCAAACAAAUGAAUGUGGUGCCAACCUUCUCCUAUCCCUGUUUCUGUUGGUAUAAAUUGAAGAUCAGCUCUAAUCCACCUGUUUAAA
Messenger RNA from Macadamia integrifolia, 2067 nucleotides. RefSeq names its product 3-epi-6-deoxocathasterone 23-monooxygenase CYP90C1. Gene Ontology annotation, biological process: brassinosteroid homeostasis; brassinosteroid biosynthetic process; sterol metabolic process. The transcript is spliced from 9 exons. The coding region runs from base 303 to 1847 and encodes 514 amino acids. Gene Ontology annotation, molecular function: oxidoreductase activity, acting on paired donors, with incorporation or reduction of molecular oxygen, NAD(P)H as one donor, and incorporation of one atom of oxygen; heme binding; iron ion binding. Lineage: Eukaryota; Viridiplantae; Streptophyta; Magnoliopsida; Proteales; Proteaceae. The record is from RefSeq and is a predicted model, not a curated record.